Molecule: messenger RNA, 666 nt
Organism: Rotaria socialis
Lineage: Eukaryota; Metazoa; Rotifera; Eurotatoria; Philodinida; Philodinidae
Source: the annotation of a GenBank genome assembly
AUGCCAUCGUCGAAAAAUCAAAAUUAUGUUGUCGAAAAAGUUAUUGGAAAACGACUUCAAAAAGGUCGCACUCUAUAUUUGAUCCAAUGGAAAGGUUAUUCUGCAGAAGAUAAUACAUGGGAGCCAGAAGAGAAUGUUAAAAACUGUCGGGAUCUUGUCAAAGCAUUUGAAGCUGAACAAGAGAAAAAGGACAAAUCGAAAAUCGCCACUGAAAGUGAAAAAGAAGGCCAAACAAAUAUUAGAUCAACUCGUUCGAGUCAAUCGCCACGAAGAAAAUCAUCCAAUAAUAAUCAACGGUCUACUCGUAGUAGUAUUCGUAGUUUACCAUCUCGUAAACGAUUUACUAGUGAUGAUGAUAUCAUUAUUGAUGAUGAAAGUAUUAAUGUAAAUGGGCAUAAUGAGAAAAAAUCAAGACCAUCGAAACGAUCACGUCGCAGUACAACCGAUAGUGAAGCAACAUGUUCCGAUGAUAGUCACGAUAGUGACAUACUUGACUUCUUCACGCUUGAUCAUAUUGUCGAUGUUCGCCGAAACAAAAAAGAAAAUAAAGUUGAAUAUAGUAUUCAAUUAAAAAGAAAUAAAAAGCCAACAUGGAUAAAUUCAAAUCGAUUAAGCGAAGAUUAUUCUCAAGAAGUUAUUGAUUACCUUGAAGAAAAAUAUAUUUAA